AUGAAUAAAAAAAUAAUAUUGAUUACAUUUUUAUUUUUAAUUUCUUUUUUAAAAGUUUUUUGUAAAAUAGAUAUAGAUAAUACCAUUGUUAUUUCAAAUGAAACUUACCUUUCUUAUCAAAUUCCAUUAGGUAGUGAAAAUAUCUCUUCAAUCAUUUUUUAUCAUUAUGAUCGUUCACCAUUCCAAUUGGAUUUCGAGUGUUCCAAUUCCAAGAAUUCAAAUAGUACAACCUGUUUUACAACAAUUGAUGAUGAAGAAAAGAAACAAAUGUAUGGUGGUAAAAUUUCAUAUAAUCAUGAACGAAGUAUGGAUCGGGCUUUGUUUCCAACUCCAAUAAUUUCUUCACCAUUUAGACCACCUACUAAAGGAGGUGAAUUAGUUAUUAAAGGAACAUAUUUAACUUUCUUUGAAAGAGCUUCUUAUUAUCAAAUUAUAUAUCCAAAAUCUCAAAUCAUAAACAUUUUUGAUUUUCAAUUAUCAAGCUUUGAUCCAACAAAUGUAAAUGUUCAAUUUCCUCCUGGAUGUGGAUAUCAAUUAAUUGAGUGGGAAAAUGGUAAAGUAUAUAACUUUAGUUAUGAAAAACCAUCAAUAUCAAACAUCAAAACAACUUCUCCAAAUAUUAUUGUUAAUGGUUCUAAUUUCUGUGAUAAAUCUUACCCAUCAAAUAUUACAAUUGAUGGUAAUUUAAUUCAAAGUUCAAAUAUUGAAAAAGAUCAAGAUUCAAUUAUUAUCAAAUAUAAUGAAAAAUAUGCAACAAAAUCAAAAAUAAUCAUUGAAACAAGUAAUUGUACAUCAAUUGAAACCAUCUUUGAAUUUAAACCAGACCAAUUAACGAUCAACUCUGUACCAAUCAACAAAGGUGGAUUGAUUUUAAUUAAUGGAAUAAGAUUAUCACCAAAUCCAGCAAAUAAAAUUCAAAAUAAUAUUUCUAUCAAAAUUGGUAAUUUAACUUGUUUUAAUGUUAUAUCAAUAUCAAGUGAAUUAAUUUCAUGUACUUUAAGUCAACUCAACAAAUCGAUAUCAAAUAAUAUUAAAAAUGAUUUACCAGUUUCAGUAUCAAUAAAUGAAAUCACAAAUGAAAAUAAAUUAAUAUUUAAUUAUAAUACUGUUAGAUUAAAUCCAAAUAAAUAUAGUUUACCAAAUAGAGUUUUACAACUAAAUGGUGAUUGUUUAGGAAAUUCAAAUGAUACAAUUGUUUAUUUAAAUGGUAAAGAAGUAAUAUUAAAAGAUUUAGAGAUCAAUUAUAAUGAAACAGUUUUAUCAUUUAAAAUACCAGAUGAAUAUCAAUCAAAACUAAAUGUUUCAGUCAAGGUCAAUAAUGUCAUGUCAAAUGAAAUUCAAAUUGAUAUAUCAUUCUAUGUUAGUUUGUCAAAUAUAUCACCAAGUACAUAUGAAAAUACAAAUAUAAUAUUAACUUUAUAUAAUAUCAAACCAGAAAAUUAUAAUAAAUUACCAACAUUAAUAAUAAAUUCUGAAGACCAAAUUUCAAUAAAUGGUGUAUCUUUAAACUCAACAAAUCAAGAAGUUCAUUCAUACUCGUUUUUGAUACCUGUGGGUUGCGGAAAAAAAGAAAUUACAAUUAAAAUUGGUACUCAAUCAUGUUUAUCUUCAAUUUCAUACAUUGAACCAAUUAUUUCAAAUUGUAAAGUAUCUGGUUAUGAUGGUAAAAGUGGUGAAAUUAUAUGUGUUGGCAAUUUUGGUAAUCAAAAUUACCUAAGUCAAUCUUAUGUUUUAUUUUCAAAUAAUAAAAUUUCGCCCCCAUUAAUUAAUAGUACAACUUUAUCAUUCCCUUUAAUAUCAGGUUAUCAUAGCGAUGAUUUAAUUUUGGAAAUGUGUGAAAUUCCAAGCAAAUCUUUUAAAUUAAAUAUUUCACCAUCAUUAAAAAGAAUAGAUGCAUCAAAUGUUAAUACAAACGGUGGUUUAUUUUAUAUUUUUGGUGAAUUCUUUAAUUCAAACAUUAAUUCAAGUGUUUUUUGUAAUGAUAUUCCAUACCAAGGUAUUUUUGAAAAUACAACAUCAAUUAUAUUCGAAUUACCAAUUCAAGGUCCCAAUGAUAUAAUGUGUAAUUAUUCAUUUAAUAAUGGAAUGAAUUAUAGUGAUUUCCAAGUUGAAUAUCCAAAACCAAUGGUUGAAAACAUUAGCACAAUAUAUGCUAUUGGAGGAAAUUUAACAAUUUAUGGUAAUAACUUUUAUAAUAUUUCAAAUAUUACAAUAGAGGUUAAUAAUCAAUUACAAUGUAAUAAUAUUGAAUUUAUAAAUUUAACAACAAUAACAUGUAAUUUACCACCAAUUAAUGAAACAAUUCACUCAUCAAUUUUCAGCCAAAAACUUCUGAAAAACACUACAACCACAAUUUUCAGUAAAAAACUAUUAUUAAAAAUAACAUUUGAAAGUAAAUCAUGGAGUGGAAAUAUUUUUCAAUAUUCUAAAGAUGAAAUUCAAUAUUAUGAUAGUGAAAACUCAAGUGGUAAAACUUUGAAUGAUAGCACAAAUCAAUAUAACAAAGAAAACAAUGGAAAUGGAAUUAAUAUGAGUAUAAAAAAUAUAGUGUUAAUUUGUACUUUAGUGCCUUCUAGUAUAAUUAUAGUAGUAUUUUCGGUAAUGAUUUUUUUAAGAAUAAGAAGAAAAAGAAUAGAACAAAUAAAUUAUCUCAAAAGUAUUAAAAAAAGAAAUUAUUUAUCACAAGAACAAAAAGAAAAAAACCGUUCAAAAGCAAAAGAAGUUGACGAUGAGAUACAAAAAAAAAUAUUUGAAAAUAAAUGUUUCAUGCUUCAAUAUGCUACCAGGAAUGCAACUUAUAGAAGUACUGUGGCAUGGAUGGAAAAAGAGUUAAAAAAACAAGAAGAUCAAUUAAAAAAUGAUAAUAUUGAAGCUUCGAGUAGUGGUCAAAACCAACAACAAGAUCUUGAAAAUAAAAAUGAAACAACCUCCCAAUUACCACCACCACCACAACUACAGCAACCAUCAUCACUACCAUCACCACAACCACAGCCACCAUCAUCACCAUUAUUACCAUCACCACUACCAUCACCAUCACCACCACUACAGCCACCAUCAUCAACAUCUCUACCAUCACCACCAACUACUAAUAUAAAUCAAAAUGAUUCUGAAAUUUAA
Messenger RNA from Dictyostelium discoideum AX4, 3117 nucleotides. It is a transcript of the gene tgrO4, whose product is annotated as immunoglobulin E-set domain-containing protein. Gene Ontology annotation, cellular component: membrane. The coding region runs from base 1 to 3117 and encodes 1038 amino acids. The transcript is spliced from 2 exons. Lineage: Eukaryota; Evosea; Eumycetozoa; Dictyosteliales; Dictyosteliaceae. The record is from RefSeq and is a predicted model, not a curated record.